Messenger RNA from Agrilus planipennis (emerald ash borer), 798 nucleotides. RefSeq lists its product as uncharacterized. Lineage: Eukaryota; Metazoa; Arthropoda; Insecta; Coleoptera; Buprestidae. The record is from RefSeq and is a predicted model, not a curated record. The transcript is spliced from 3 exons. Bases 234 to 779 code for a protein of 181 amino acids.
UUGCUGUCUGAAAAAAAGUUGGUAUUCAAUCCAAGAAAAUUAUUUCUUAUUUUAUAUUGUAAAAGGGCAGGGGCUGAACAAACCAAUUACUUAGAUGUUAUAGUUAUCUCAUAAAUGACCGAUUCUUGUAAUGUCACAAUCAAUAAAACGUCACAAUUAUGUAUUAAAACAACUUCAUAUUGUGUGUGCUUUCUUUUUUUGAAUAUUGUAAUUGCAUUUUAUUUCAAAUACAAAUGACGGACAGUCGUCUUCGCCCUAGGAAUCGUUUUACAAUGGAUGACAACACCUUAUUAUUAUAUGAUUUUAUAGACGCUUUUUACGUUACAGCGUCAUUGCAGGGAAAAAUUGCCUAUUUGUUAAUGUCUGUCCAUGUUGUUAAUCCCGGAAUAUUUAUAAGUUGGAAUUUAAGAAAAGUUAAUAUUUUCAGUGUUUUACAAUAUAAUCCACACACACUGUUAUUUAGAAAUAUGGUUUAUGGAAUGGCCGUUCAUAUAUUUUCUAGACCUUCCAUGUUUUCUUUAAUAUUCACAACACGUCUGUCUUUUAGUAUUCUUGGGUCGAUGAUGUUCAGCUAUUCUAGCUUACAAGUUUUCGAAUGGUUAAUUGGUAAAAUGGGCGAUAAUCAUAUAAACUUGUUAACGCUAUUAGGAUUUUUGGCGGGAAGAUUAAUGAUGGGUUCCCUGGUUGCUUAUCUCUAUCACGUAGAUAGUCGUAAUGUUUUUGCUUACCGAUACGUUCGACGAGAUAAUGUACUUGAAUCGAUGUACACGACCUUUUAAAUAAACAAAUUUGAAUAGG